AUGUUCUCGUUCGCCGCGUCGCCGCCGUCGACGCCCGCGAAGCGCGCGCCGUCGUCGCGCGACGACCUCGAGACCGAUCGCGGACGCGGCGGCGACGACGCGCCGGUGACGCCGACGAAGGGCGCGCCCGUGCGCGUCGACGCGGCGGUCAAGGGAGUGUAUCGAUACAUCGAUAAGAAGACGUACUUGGAUUGGGGACUGACGAGCGAUUGGUCGGUGGAGGGACCGAGGAAGCGUCGGUCGAUCGGCGGCGACGACGACGACGCGGCGAAGCGGGAGCGCGAGGAGGCGGACGGAGACGACGCUCGGCGAGCGAAGAAGGCGAAGACCGCGACGGAGGAGGGUGAAGAUGAGAACGCGGCGAGCGAGGGGUACGGAGAGAUGACGGAGGGGUCGAUCGAGCGGUUGCUGCAGCUGUUGCGAGGUUUGUCGAGCGCCGACUUGGACGCGCCGUUGCCCGUGCGAACGCCCGUGAAGGGGAAGUCGAUGUCGGAGAUGUGGGCCGAUCUCAACCUGUGCGAGGACAGCACGUUCAUCGAUGUCGGGAGCGGAUACGGGAAGGUGGUGUUUCACGCCGCGCUUUCGGCCAAGGUGGCAAAGUCGGUGGGGAUCGAAUACGUUCCUUCGCGAGCGCAAAAGGCUUCUGAAGUCCAAGCUGAACUUUUGAACGGCGAUCGAGCGUUCAUGACGGACGAGGGACGCGAACUCGUGUCUCCGCCGAGGUGCGAGUUGGAGCAAGGCGACGCGACGACUCGCGGAGCGUUCAAGUUUUCGCACAUUUACAUGUACGAUCGCGUCUUCAACGAAAAGACGCUCGCGCUCUUGGCCAAGCAGCUCAACCGCUCGAACUUCCAGGUGCUCGUGACGUACCAGCGCGUGGAGUUGUGGCGACGAUUAGGUUUGCGAAACGUCGAGCACGUGCACUCGUUCACGAUGCGCACGACUGGUGGACAAAAUUUCAAGGCGUACAUCUUCGUGAAAGGGGCGUACGGCGGGGCGGGAGCGGCGUGA
Messenger RNA from Ostreococcus lucimarinus CCE9901, 1011 nucleotides. RefSeq lists its product with no specific name. The coding region runs from base 1 to 1011 and encodes 336 amino acids. The record is from RefSeq and is a predicted model, not a curated record. NCBI's taxonomy places the organism in Eukaryota, Viridiplantae, Chlorophyta, Mamiellophyceae, Mamiellales, Bathycoccaceae. Gene Ontology annotation, molecular function: histone H3K79 methyltransferase activity. The transcript has a single exon.